ACGCUGUCACCAUAACAGGGCUCAGCCAUGGCUAGCAUCCUCUACCACGGAGAAUAUCACAACUGCACCGACGUGGAUCGCCUGAUGAAACGCUAUUACCUGCCCGUGUCCUACAGCGUCAUCUUCGUCGUGGGCCUGGUGGGCAACGUGACCUCCAUCGGCAUUUACCUGACGCAGCUGCGUCCCUGGAAGAGCAGCAGCAUCAUCAUGGUGAACCUGGCGCUGACCGACCUCCUCUACGUCCUCAGCAUGCCCUUCCUGGUCUACUACUACAGCAACGGGGACUCGUGGAUGCUCGGCGACUUCAUGUGCCGCUUUGUGCGCUUUGGGUUUCAUUUCAACCUGUAUGGGAGCAUCCUCUUCCUGACGUGUCUCGCCAUUUUCCGCUACGUGGUCGUGGUCAAGCCGUGGCUGGCAGCACAGGUGCAGCGGAAGUUUUGGGGCGUGAUGGCGUGCUCGGCCGUCUGGAUCAUCACGGCUGCCGAAAUCACCCCAAUGUUGACGAUGAUAUCCUUGGACGAGCGCGACAACAAGACCUACUGCUUGGACUUUGCGAGCACCAUAGCCAUGGAUGACAUGCGGUGGUACGGCUGGGUGCUCACCGCACUCGGAUUUCUACUCCCGCUUGCGGUGGUCUCCAUGUGCUACAUGGGGAUAGUGAAGCAGUUAGCUAAGGGGCCCUCCACAACCAGUCCAUGUCGGAUGCGAGCGCGACGCGUGACCGUGCUGAUCCUGGUGGUGUUCGUGGUGUGCUUCCUGCCCUAUCACAUCUUGCGCGUGUUGCGGGUAGAAACUCGAAGGAAGCACGUGGCGCCGUGCAUGGUGGAGCGCAUCGUGCACGCGGCCUACAUCAUCUCCAGGCCUCUGGCUGGACUCAACACAUUCUUUAACCUGGCUCUGUACACUCUGUCCGGUGACAAGUUCAGGAGGGCCUUCCGCAACACCUUUUACCGGGAAUGCUGGCUGACCAAGGCCAGGUCGCUGCUCCACGUGGCCAUCGUCAGCAAGGAAGGAAGCGAGACGCCUGCUGCGUGACUGAUGACCGUCAGGCACCAGAGUUUACUUUACUGUGAUUUGCAAACUUGCUCAGUUAAGAUGUCAGGAAAGCUGCGGUGAGACACUUUUGUUUUGUCUAGCCGAAACUGUGUGCCAACGCCUGAAAUGCAAAUACACAUGACUAAAGUUUAAUCUGUAAGAAGUGCGUGUUAAGUCAGACCUUUGUCCACACCAUUUCCUGAUCGUCUGGAAAACACGUGAGCUCAUUUACCUGACAAACAGUGUCAAGGACUCUUGUUUGCAGCCAAUAAUUCAGCCUUGGUUAAGGUUUCAGUUUGUAGUCCUUGAACUUGGCUGCCUUUUUCCUGUAAACUUUGGUGUUCCUGAAACAUUUAGCCGUCUGAUUACACUGAGAUAAGGUGGUGCACACAUAUCCCCCCUUCUCAGGAAGUAUGGUAAUAAUAUGUCAAUUAUGCAUCAGGUAAUAAUGACAGUAUAUCUCAUCAGGCUAUAUAAUACAUAUAUAAAAGAUGACAGCCCAUCUGUGGUAUUUAGUUUUUAAUGCUAAUGUGCAUACUUGACAUGCUCACACACUAAAUUAAGUUGACGAUAAUCUAUUAAAUGGCAUAGCUGGAUCUCCAGUUAAUUUACUGUAUGUAUUAUAAAUUACACCUGUAUAUUAUAUGUUGGCUAUAAUACACCUGUGAAUAGCUAACCUGUUGUAACUGUGAACUUAAAAGAUGUUCAGUGCUUUAAAAAGCAUUUCAAAUAACACUACUAUAGUUUUAGUUCUACUGUACUACUUUAUAUUUGAUAAACUCGUCAUUGGCAAGCUAGUAUGAAUGUGGUUGAGACUUGGUUGUUGCUAGCUUGCUAGCACCACUACAUGUUUCUUCAGUAUUGGCAAGCUAAAAUUAACACUGAGAGGUUGAGACGUGUAUAAUAUUGCAGCUGGCUGGCUUACAUUAGCCUAGCAUUAGCUUCACCUUAUUUUGUCUGCUCCAGAAAUGAUAUAAAGGUGUCAUUUGGAUUGUUCUGUUCAUUAUUGUAAUUCUGUAUUUUGCAAAUUAUAUUUAUUAUGGAGUGGUGAAUAAUAAACCAAAAGUUUUGAU
This is a messenger RNA of Acanthopagrus latus (yellowfin seabream), 2108 nucleotides long. Its product is annotated as 2-oxoglutarate receptor 1-like. Gene Ontology annotation, biological process: G protein-coupled receptor signaling pathway. Gene Ontology annotation, cellular component: plasma membrane. NCBI's taxonomy places the organism in Eukaryota, Metazoa, Chordata, Actinopteri, Spariformes, Sparidae. The transcript is spliced from 2 exons. Bases 28 to 1035 code for a protein of 335 amino acids. The record is from RefSeq and is a predicted model, not a curated record. Gene Ontology annotation, molecular function: G protein-coupled receptor activity.